AUGUUGCACGAGAACGCGAAAGCAAACGAUCGAGAAGAGUUUCUGGACGAGAUUGAAUUCAUGAAAAAUCUCGAAUUUCAUCCGCACAUUCUUUCACUUAUCGCCUGCUCGACGAAUCCGAUCUUUCCGUUAAUUCUAACGGGAAUUUGUGAAUUCGGCGAUCUGUUGAAUCUUUUGCGGAAGAUCAAUGAACAAAAUUCAAAUAUCACAUUCGAGGAUCUUGUUCCAAUUGCAUGGCAAAUCUGUGAUGCAUUAGUGUUUCUCAGCGAAAAGAAAAUCAUUCAUCGUGACGUUGCGGCGAGAAAUGUUUUGUUGACUCAAAAUAAGACAGCGAAACUCUCCGAUUUUGGUCUCUGUCGCGUGAACAAAGAGCAAAUCUAUCGUUCACGUGGUGGAAAAUUCCCGAUAAAAUGGAUGGCCCCGGAAGCGAUUGAAUUUUGUCUUUUUUCAAGUAAAAGUGACGUUUGGUCUUUCGGAAUUGUUCUCUACGAAAUGUAUUCUUUUGGCAAAACGCCUUUUUGUUCACUGGAUAAUGGAGAAGUUUUACAAUUUUUAAAAGAUGGAAAUCGCUUGGAAAUCCCGUCGGAAGCUCCUAAAAUGAUAAAAGAAAUAAUGAAUGGAUGCUGGAAAGGAGAUCCAAGCGAUCGAGUCGAUUUGCUUGAAAUUCGAGACAAUUACUAUAAAGAAAUGGAGAAGAAUACGCAUAAAUAUGAGUAUUUGAGCUUCAGCAAAGGCUACUAUCGUCUCUGCGAAACUCGC
Mesorhabditis belari is the source of this 759-nucleotide messenger RNA. Lineage: Eukaryota; Metazoa; Nematoda; Chromadorea; Rhabditida; Rhabditidae. The record is from the annotation of a GenBank genome assembly.